UGUCUCCGCCAUAUUGAAUUGCUCAGGAACAUACUAUUGCACAGAAGUGAUCACAGUCUUUAAUCGAAGACCGGUUCUAAAAUUCAUGUUGAUAUAUAAUUAUUUUUUUUACUUAAUUAGCGUUUUUAAGUUAAGUCUGAUUUGUAGUGUUUGCUGUAUAGAGAGCAAUGGGGAAGAGGUAUUACUGCGACUACUGUGACCGCAGUUUUCAAGACAACCUGCAUAACAGAAAGAAACACCUAAACGGCGUCCAGCAUCACCGGGCGAAAAAAGCCUGGUUUGACAACUUCAGAGACGCCGCCACAGUUUUAAAUGAAGAGCGGUCAAAGGAGCCCUGCAGAAAGUUUCUCCAGACAGGACAAUGCGUAUUUGGUACAAGCUGUCGUUUUUCACACAUGUCUGAGAGACAUAUGAAGAUGUUGGAGCAAAAUAUUGAUGAUGAAAAGCGGCAGAAGGAAGACCCUGAUCAAGAUGGAUCAUCUAAUGAGCGCAGCAUUGAUGAAUGGCUCUCCAGAAGAGAGAAGAAACUGGCUGCUUUGACAUCAGGAAGAGUUUUAAAGAUUGAAGAGGAAGAAUGUGCUGAAAACAUUGAGAUACCUCCGUAUUUGCUGUCUAUUCCAGAUCUUCCUCCAUCUCUUCAUCCCCCACCAACUGGUGGUUGGAGAGUGACACUACACAAUGAAUGGGGUUGAAAUGUAAUUUAUAAAAGUACUUUU
This is a messenger RNA of Sinocyclocheilus rhinocerous, 716 nucleotides long. Its product is annotated as zinc finger matrin-type protein 5-like. Gene Ontology annotation, molecular function: zinc ion binding. The coding region runs from base 168 to 692 and encodes 174 amino acids. Gene Ontology annotation, cellular component: U12-type spliceosomal complex. The transcript is spliced from 5 exons. The record is from RefSeq and is a predicted model, not a curated record. NCBI's taxonomy places the organism in Eukaryota, Metazoa, Chordata, Actinopteri, Cypriniformes, Cyprinidae.